GCGGACAUGUGAUCCGUCAACCCGAAAAGACUACAUUCGGUUUUGUUGAUAUUUGUGUCGUGUUAUGCUCUCAAAGACCUGCUUAGUGGACGCAUUCUGGUUGCUUUUAUGUGAAAAGUGCUGUUGAAUGAGAGAGAUCUGAACAAAUUCUAAGAUAAUUAAUUUUCGUCCCAAUUGUUUCUCUUCUAACUGGAUUUCUGUCGUCUGCUUUUCCUGUCAAAACCGUGAACGUCUGCAUACUAAGGAGUGAUCUUUUUAAGAAGAGAAAAGUGUAUUACUUCAUUCUUCUAGCUGAUAAAACAUGAUGCUGCCAUUACCAUAGAAUCAUAGAUGCAAAAUGACUAUUUAACCCGAUGAAAGCAAGAAAACAGAAGUUAGCCAAUCCCAAGUUGUUUAGCUGAAUUGUGAAGAUGUCGAUUGUACAUGUGACAGGAGGAAGUGGUGGGGGCAUAGCUGCUGACCGUACAUUGUUUGUAGGCCCCAGGAUACCAAGGGAAAUCAAAGCCAUGUCAAAGCCACUAACAAACUUGGACAAGGCAACAUUCAGAAAGCUUUUACAAAUGAUUGUUGCAGCCAUGGAAGGAAAUGACAUAGGUGCCAAACAGUUUAAAGAUCUCCAGAAUGACAAGCUGACAGAGGAAACGUUAACUAUGAUAUACACUGGCCUCUACACCUUAGUGGAACAGGCACUACGCCAGCCCCAAACUUCUCUGAAAAGUGAUGUGUUUGCUGAAGAUUUAAAAGAACUACGCAUUCCUGAAGAUUUCAUUGCUGAUAUAGCCAGUGCUGUGUUUGGAGCCAGACGCUCCAAAAUUGAGGACUACUCCUUGCAUAACAGACCUAGAUUGCCAAAGCUGGAGAACUUCAGCUGGAGAGUAGAUGUUGGCAUCUCAACCAGUGCUUUAAAUAGAGUGUUGGAGCCAAGUGUUAUGAUGCAAAUGACCCUCAGUGAUGGCAAGAUUCACAUGUUUGAGGUCUCGGUGGCUAGAUUCCAUGAGUUGAGGUACAGCGUGGCGUUUGUCCUGAAGGAAAUGGAGGAGUUAGAGAAGAGAAGUAUCCUAAAGAUACAAGAUUGAUCAGAGAAUCUCUGACAAAUCAUCAGAUGUCUACAGCGACUCUAUACUCCUUCACUAUUGGAUGUAAACCGGAAAAGAUAAUGCAUUAUAGGCCCAGCCAGAGAGUUGGGUUUUGGAGGUAUAUCUGCAUUGACAGGAUAGGACAAAGUGAAACCGCUAACGCAGAAACUUCUGUAAACUGCUCCAGCAUUAUAUUAAAUAUCAUUUUAUCAACAUGUUUAUAUAACACUAUAAAGAAUAUAUAUUAUGAUCUAAUUUCAUACUGUUGCCUUUUCUUAAAGGUUACAGAUUCAAGGUGGAUAGAUCCAGGAAUGUUGGCAUCAAGAAGGCAGUAAAAUCAGUAAUGUUAGGGUUAUGGCAACAAAGGGAGUAAAUUCAGUUAUAUUUAUAGGAAUGUGUCCACAAAAGCAGUAAAACUUGUUGUUUUAGAAUUAUGUCCACAAAGGCAGUAAGGUCAGACUAAAUAUGUUUAAUUGAAUUGAUGACAAACUUUGUUGUCAAAGGCAGUAGGAUCAUGAUCUGUUUUAUGCUGAGAUUGCUGAGAAAGACAGUAGGUCAUCUCUUACAUGUAUGUUUGGAUCAGUCCUUAAGAGUGAAAUUUAUCCAUAACUAAGUUAUUUCCACAAGAUAUGCACAGGGCAACAUUUGGAGACAUCUUUGAGUAUCUUGUCUGUCUUGUUCAAGAAGGGAAGAGUGCAAGGAAUUCUGGACUCAUCAAAGGCACUGGUUACAGCUAACAUACAUGUACAUGAAUAAUCAUUUAAGCAGAUUUAAUCAGCUCCUUAAUGGAAAAAAAUUGAGGCGACGGUGUUGUGUCAUAAAGGACUUCCUGGCCACUUCACAGAUUAUUUCAAAAGUCCCAGGUGUUAACUAAACACCUGUGAAACUUUGCAGCCUUGGGCUGAUUUCUUGACGUGAACCAAAUUGCACCUUCAUAUAAAUUAGAAUUCAUGCGCUUUUACGAAUAUGGGACAUUUUUGAAAGAAAUUUUAUCAUUUAAGUGCAUGUUGAUUGUAAGUAACACUUAUGCACCAUGUAAUGUAGGUGUAACAAGAUUCCAAAGUAGAAAUAAAGUUAGUUGUGCACUGUACACACAGCAAUAUAUUUACAUGCACAGAAAUUCGUAUGAGCUUUAUAUUUGUCUCUCUGCCAUCGUCCUACAAGGUAAAUGAGGCGUAAGUCGUAAUAAAGUUAUUACCUGAAAACAUGGUGCUUUUAAGCAUUUUCUCUGCUAAAGAACAAGUGGGUAGGUUAGUUCCCAUGCAGCGAGUUAAAACUGAGGUGGACUGACAUUAUGAUAAAUGGCUUAUCAGCAUGUUCAUGUGUCAAAUUCCCGCUGAUCUAUAUGGGUUUGAGAAACAUAAACUGACCCAUAGGAUGAUGUGGUUGACAGCAUCCUGUGGGUCUACAGCUGCUGAAGACAAUGGGUGCAAGCGUGACUAACAUAUAGAUCACAGAUUAUGUAAUAUAAUUACUGGCACUUCUUAUCAAUACUUAAUACUUCAGAAUGCAAUGCAGAAACUGUAUUGUAAUUAUUCGUGUUGCUGGCAUGUGCCAUUGUUUAUUGGUAGAUGUCUGUUAAGUGCUUUCAGUUCUAUUUAAUGAACAAAAGAUUAUGGGUUUUUAUACCCCCCACAAGAUCUUUCAGCGUGCAUCUGUCUCUAUUUUGUGUACUGUUUUCAUAUAUAGACCAAUUGCAGCAACCCUAGAAAUGUGAGAUGAGUUAAAAAGUCAUUAUUUCCUUUCUAUUACAUCACAUUUGUGUUUUCAGAAACAAAUAUACAGUUAAGUGCAUUUUAAAUCUUAAAACAUAUUGUACAACAAAACACACAUGAACUGCAACUUUAGGCAUGACAAAUGUAUCACGCCAAACCCUCAUCAGCCAAAGAUGGCUCUCUCUGUGGCUUGACAGGCUGAGGGAGAAUUAGAUCAUUGAGAAUUUUUAAGGGGCCAAAAUAUUUAAAAAGUUUUGAUACUUCUCAGGUAACGCAUUAAGUUGACAUGCUGACAACACACACACCUAACAUAAUUCCUCGCUGUCAUAUGACUGAAAACUUGUCAAGUAUUACUUAAAACCCCAAGCGUACAUAGUCAACAGCAACCAGGUCCCCAAUUGUUUGUUUUCUGAACUAAUGUAUGAGCGAGAAAGUUCAUGAAUGAACUAAAAUUUACUUAACGUUUUGCUCAGCGUUGUAUGUAUGUAUGAAAUGCUCAUUGAUGUAGGAGUCUGCUUUUCGGAGAAUGUCUGGUGGAUGAUCUGCCUGUCAAUAGCUUUGAUUCUGCGAUAUACGCGUCGCAAUUACAGAUGAUAUUGGACAUCGCUAGCCUGUGAUUCUGGGGAUAUACGAGUGGCAAUUAUAGAUGAUAUUGGACAUCGCUAGCUUGCGAUUCUGCGAUAUACGCGUCGCAAUUACAGAUGAUAUUGGACAUCACUAGCUUGUGAUUCUGCGAUAUACGCAUGGCAAUUACAGAUGAUAUUGGACAUCGCUAGCUUGUGAUUCUGCGAUAUACGCGUCGCAUUUACAGAUGAUAUUGGACAUCGCUAGCUUGUGAUACUGUGAUAUACGCGUUACAAUUACAGAUGAUAUUGGACAUCGCUAGCCUAUGAUUCUGGGGAUAUACGCGUGGCAAUUACAGAUGAUAUUGGACAUUGCUAGCUUGUGAUUCUGCGAUAUACGCGUGGCAAUUAAAGAUGAUAUUGGACAUCGCUAGCUUGUGAUCCUGCGAUAUUCGCAUCGCAAUCACAGUUGAUAUUGGACAUCGCUAGCUUGUGAUUCUGCGAUAUACGCGUCGCGAUUACAGAUGAUAUUGGACAUCGCCAGCUUGUGAUUCUGCGAUAAACGCAUCGCAAUUACAGAUGAUAUUGGACAUCGCUAGCUUGAAUUAAAUGAAGAAGGCGUGGAUGAGCUUUACACACUUCCCUGCUUGUUUCAGUUAAACAUUCGCCUUUUGUUACGAUGAAAUGACUUUCUGCUUGUCUGUUAAAAGGUCAAAAUGUGAGUCUUGAAGGUGUAUGUGACUCACUUAACUAAGUAGUUAGAUGACAAUGCCUCAUUAUAUAUCGCAAAACACGUAUAAAAUAUUCAUAAGCUCAUGUUACUGUGGGUAUUAAUUGAUGUGUAGUGUAGAUUUUACGUCACGAUUGUGUAAUCCACCCCUUCAGGUAGAAUCCAUUAAGCUUCAUGCUGAUUAAUGCGUGUGACAUGCCUAUGCUAAUGUUCACAGUAAAUCAUGUAGAGCCUCAUAGAUGGCCUUGUCAUCUGACAGCUAUUGCCAAUUUCUUGCCAUUUGUCAUCUCAUCAUGUGUCUUCCUUGUACAGACGUGAACUGCGCCAGUUACGGAGAUGAAUUAUCUUUAUUAUUCAUUUAAAGUCUUUCUGAUAAUUAUUUCAGCUGGCGUCAAGGCAUAAUUAUCCGUAUUCUGGAAUGUGGUGUUAAUCAUGCAGCCUGUUCAGGUCGGCUCUUCCCGGUUUCUGCCCACCGUAAUGCUGGCUAACAACGUAUACGUGAAAUAUUCUUCAGUAAAACAUCAAGCAAAUAAAUAAAUACUUUAUUUGAAGACCACUUGUCUUGAUGAAACAGUACCAUACUGCAUACAAGCCUGCAAGUCACAUCAGUAAUAUUGCAUACAAGUCUGCACAUCACGUCAGUAAUAUUGCAAGCAAGUCUGCACGUCAUGUUAGUAAUAUUGCAUACAAGCCUGCACGUCACGUCAGUAAUAUUGCAUACAAAUCUGCACGACACAUCAGUAAUAUUGCAUACAAGCGUGCACGUCACAUCAGUAAUAUUGGAUAUACACUAAUAUUGUUAAACACUAAUCAAAUAAACAAAUAAAGUACAGACAUACAUUCUAGAUAACGGUCAUCCACACUUCGGAUUCACAUUACAAUCAUUUCACUACCACAUAUGUUUUCAAGAAGCAAGAAUGAUAACGUCUAAGGCUCUAUGUAGCCCCUAAUUUUUUAUGAGUAAUAAGCAUUACUGUCUACUAGUUUAUCCGAAGUCAAGGAAAGCAGACAUAAAAUCUACAUGUGAUGAUCCGUCAAAAUCUGGAUCUUUCUAGUCCAGGAGCCCUUCUAACUGGCAUAUGUACACAUAGCACCUCCAUUGCAAGCUGGAUGUGGUUGUAUGGCAUGGUUAGGGGAUACGGGUACAUAAUUUUGAGCUUGAAGCUGACGAAUUUUCUACAUAAACAUGGAGGAAAAUCGGUGCGCUCAUGUAGUCUUUAAAGCUUAGUCAUGAACAGUUUUCAACUGGCACGACACUUCAGUGUGGCAUGGAACACUUACAACUGUUGCAUAUAACGCUUACAAGAGGUGCUCAGAACACUUUUCAAAGCAUUGCUUUGAACACUUUUCAAAGUGCUGCCUAGAACACUUUUCAAAGUGCUGCCUAGAACACUUUUCAAAGCAUUGCAUAAACACUUUUCAAAACAUCUCGCAAUACACAUCUAAAACCGCUGCACAGAACACUUCAAAGUGUGCGUUGCAUAGAACCCUUUCAAAGUGUGGUUACUCGAUCCACCAGCCCUAAAGUAUUUUGAGAGUAUAAUUUUCGUUCCAUAAGUAUGCGUUAAAACAGCUGCAUUAAUUUGUCAGAGAAAUGUGAUGGUUAUUUUUUCAGCCUUUCAAAUAUCUCUGUUUAUGAGUGACUAGUGAACUAGCCAUGUUAUUUCCGACUGGAUAGGCUUACUUGUCGAGGUUGUUAAGCGGAAUGUCACAGCUGAAGAGUCUAAACUCCUGUCAAUGUCAAAAUAUGGGGACAGAGGGAUAAAUAACAAAUUACUAAAUUAUUAAUGGAUUUUGAAUGACGCAGAAGUAAAAGUUUCACCAAAUUACUGAUGUGAGAAAACAACGUACCGGUACUUCAACUGGUGCAUGUUUCACAUGCAGUCAUUCAGCAUAACACAAUAGGCACCCUGUACACCAUUCACAGUUCAAACUGAGAUCCUCCCACGAUAAUGCUGGCCGCCGUUGUGUAAGUGAAAUAUUUUUGAGUACGGCGUAAAACACCAAUAAAUAGAAAUUCAGGAAUUUCUCAAGAAA
This is a messenger RNA of Liolophura sinensis, 6121 nucleotides long. RefSeq names its product COMM domain-containing protein 5-like. Gene Ontology annotation, cellular component: nucleus. Bases 411 to 1076 code for a protein of 221 amino acids. The transcript has 7 exons. The record is from RefSeq and is a predicted model, not a curated record. Lineage: Eukaryota; Metazoa; Mollusca; Polyplacophora; Chitonida; Chitonidae.